Messenger RNA from Laccaria bicolor S238N-H82, 279 nucleotides. RefSeq lists its product as uncharacterized. The transcript has 2 exons. The record is from RefSeq and is a predicted model, not a curated record. The coding region runs from base 1 to 279 and encodes 92 amino acids. NCBI's taxonomy places the organism in Eukaryota, Fungi, Basidiomycota, Agaricomycetes, Agaricales, Hydnangiaceae.
AUGCUUAGUCCGGCUACAAUGUCAGAAACUGCGAUUUCCUCCGUCGUGCUCAUCGUCAGACAGUAUCAAAGUGUGGUAGUUGAUAAUAGCACCCUUCUUGGGCAACCUCUCUUCCUAAGCAGCCCCGCCCUUCAUCCUCUCACCAACCUCGUAGCGCCCUUCUUCACUGCCAUCGCAGACGCCAGCAAUAGCGAAGACAGAGCCAUCGCCGUCCUCAAUUGGUUCAUCGUCAGUUCCCCUUUCCAUGGAACGGUCAUGGAACGGUCGCGGAUUCACUGA